AAUAAGUUCAUAUGUUGACAACCAAAUAGUUGCGGCUUUCAUGCAAAACUUUGUGAAAACUAAUUGCAUUUAAGUGUUUGAAAUUUACGUCCGAUAGUUUUUGUUCACUUUUGCUCACUUUUGUCCCAAGAGUUCCAAAACGUUAAAAACGGAGAUGUCCUUUGCCACAGAUCUCGCAUCACAAUCACAGGCUCCCGACGCGAAAGUGAAAUGUCAGGUUUGCGGGGGAAUGUUUAAAAAUGCACACAACCUACGCAGGCAUAUGAGGACCAUGCACACCAACCGGGAGCGACCCAGCUGUCCCACGUGUAAUCGGGUAUUCUCCAAUUCAGUCAACUUACGGGAACAUAUUGAAGUCGUCCACAGCACGGGGGAACGACCCCGUUUUCCAUGCACGUUUCCAGGCUGUGAGAAAACCUAUCUAAGAAAGACCGAAGUUUCAAAACACGUAAAAACUGACCACACCCAGAAUCCAGUCCGAUAUCCGUGUUCACUUUGCGGAAAAGAAUUUAAAUUUAGGAACAACCUUACCACUCACAUUGCCUCCCACACGACGGAAAAGCCGUACAAGUGUACCACCUGUGGGAAGGGUUUCGCCAAAAUGAUAAAGAUUAGACGUCAUGAGAAGACACACUUAGAAAAAUCCAGCCGAUCCAGGAUCCAGUGUCAUCUCUGUCGUCAGACCUUCUUAGGCCGGGAUGGCCUACAACGCCACAUUCGAUUUUACCAUCAAAAGGAGAAGAAUUAUCAGUGCACAUUGUGUGCCAAUUGGUUCCAGUCAGCGCGAUCUUUGAAGGGUCACGUGGAGGCGAUACACCCGGCGAACAAGGAGAAGAUUUAUUCCUGUAACAAAUGUGAGUACGGGAGCCACUCAAAACGCAAUUUCGCUCAACACGUGCGCACUCAUAAUGCUGCGAAUUGGCGCAAGUGUUACUUUUGCAAGAAGCAGUUCUCCGGCUGGCAAAUAUUGGUCAGACACUGUAGCCGAAUUCAUUGUCUCGAGAAGUAAACGAGUAAAUAUUUUUCAUUGUGCCUAUAAUUUAACUCUCGUUUGACAGUGGUAAUUUUCAUGCACAAGCGAUGUUUUUUUAGAUUAACGUGGUAAAAUGGGCGUUACUUUUUUGUUAGCGUUGAAUUAAUCUCAUUCUGACAUGGAAAAGAGGUAGCGUAAAACUACCAAGUAAUUGAUGCAUGUAUACUCAAUUAAGUAAAAAUUGUAUAAAACCAAUUGUUACUUGGAAUUUUAUUUGGGUCGGCAGCAGUAAUUUUUAGUGUGGGGUAGCUGAUUUUCUUUAAACUGAAAAUCGCACCUUAAUCAAUCUGUAUUCUACCAAUGGAAAUAAUUACGAACAUCAGCUAACACGUUGAUGCAUUAUCAAAGGGUCGCAUUUUUUUACUAUCACAAAUUGAAUGAUGAUUUGGAAAAAAGUGAGCCUUAAAAUAAGACAAAUUCGUACAUACGUUCAUAUACCCUAGCUGCAUGCAUAUGUAAAUAUGUAUGUACGCAUUUGUAAUACAAGUCGAACCAACGUUUGCUGUACAUAUAU
Messenger RNA from Folsomia candida, 1547 nucleotides. Its product is annotated as zinc finger protein 596-like. The record is from RefSeq and is a predicted model, not a curated record. The transcript has 3 exons. Gene Ontology annotation, molecular function: DNA-binding transcription factor activity, RNA polymerase II-specific; RNA polymerase II cis-regulatory region sequence-specific DNA binding. Bases 155 to 1009 code for a protein of 284 amino acids. Gene Ontology annotation, biological process: regulation of transcription by RNA polymerase II. Lineage: Eukaryota; Metazoa; Arthropoda; Collembola; Entomobryomorpha; Isotomidae.